AACAGUUGAUUAUCAAACAUAACCUCAAAAUUAACAAAAAGUGACACGUUCUUGUCUUUUUUGUAAAUAAUAUAUAUAUAUAUAUUUCUAAUUUUGUUUAUAUAUUAUUAUUAUUAUUGUCUUUAUUUGUAUUUUUGACUUAUUUUUUGAUAGAAUUUUUACAAAUAUUAAUAAUAAUGAUAACACAGGAGAGUUGGUCAGAAAUUGUUACAGCGGCAAAGGAAAAUCGACAUGAAUUAAUAUUAAGUGGUUCAACAAUAUCAAAGAGAAUAUCAUCAACAGGCAUUGAUCCAACUUUAUUUUAUCUUGAAAAUCUUAAUUAUUUAAAUAUUCAUCAAACAGAAUUAAAUGAAUUGCCAAUUGAAAUUGGUCAAUUAAUUAAUCUCACGACACUUGUUCUUCAUUCGAAUAAUUUAGAAAAACUUCCUCUAACAUUGAAAAAAUUAACAAAACUCAAAGUAUUGGAUUGUUCACGUAAUAAAUUAAAAUAUUUACCAAAAGAAUUAAGUGAAUUACCACAAAUAACAACAAUUAAUUUUAGUUCAAAUUUACUCAAUGAUUUACCAUCGCAGGAGAAAAAUUUUAAAUUAGCAUUAUUGGAUUUGUCAAAUAAUAAAUUUGAAAAAUUUCCCGAUAUUUGUUAUCAAGAACUUGUUCAUCUUGCUGAAGUUCGAAUAAAUGGAAAUUCAAUAGAAAAUAUUCCUGGUGAAAUUCAUGUAUUGACAUCAUUAAAAUUACUCGAUUUGGCGGAGAAUAAAAUUUCCGUUGUCCCGCGAGAAUUAGCCGACUGUGGAAAAUUAAAAGAAUUAAAUUUAAAGGGCAACAAUUUAUCUGAUAAACGUUUAUCAAAACUUGUUGAUCAAUGUCGUACAAAACAAGUUCUCGAUUAUGUGCGACAACAUUCGCCAAAAAUGUCCGAUGGCAAUUUAGAAACAACCACAAUAAAGGGGAAAAAAGGAAAAAAAUCACAAAAAUUAUCUGACAAUGAACAAAUUAUUAAUGCAAUUGAAAAAUUAACACACGAAUUACGUGUUAUUAAAAUAACUGAUGAAACGCCAAAAAUUGAAAUAAAUGAAAAAGUAAAAACAGUUCGUCCACAUAUUAUUGCAUGUAUUGUACGCAAUAUGACAUUUAAUGAUGAGAGUUUUAAAAAAUUCAUUCAAUUACAAACAAAACUUCACGAUGGAAUUUGUGAGAAAAGAAAUGCGGCCACUUUAGCGACACACGAUUUAAAUCUUCUUCAACCUGGAAAUCUUAAAUACACUGCAAUGCCACCAACGGAAAUUAAAAUUAAGCCAUUAAUGCGCAAUAAAAUAUAUUCGGGAGCUGCACUUUUUAAUCAAUUACAAACGGAAGCGGAAAAUUUGCGUAAAGAAAAAAAACGUAGCGUUUAUUCGGGAAUUCAUAAAUAUUUGUAUUUGAUUGAGGGAAAGCCACUAUUUCCCUGUCUUUUAGAUAAUGAAAAUCAAGUAAUUUCCUUUCCACCAAUCACUAAUAGUGAUAUCACAAAAAUGUCGACAAGCACAAAAAAUAUUCUCAUUGAAGUAACAAGUGCAACAUCACAAAAAAUUUGCAGACAAGUAAUGGAUCAAUUCUUGAAGGAAAUUAUUAUUCAAGGAUUGGGCUGCACACCAGAAUCAAACGACACGGAAGAAUUUCACAAACUGAUCGUGGAACAAGUGAAAGUCGUUGAUUCCGAGGGAAAUAUGAAACAAGUUUAUCCUUGCAGAACAGAUUUGAACUUUGAGGAUAACAGCAUUGCUAUAAAUCGCGAGUAAAAAAUUUUAAUUCUAAAUAUUUUAUAUAUGUAGUUUUUUUUUGUUUUUAUUUUUUUUUUUUUUACUAAUUAAAAGUUAACAUUCGCAUUAAGUCAUUAAAUUGACUGUAAAAUAGUUUUCGUCGUACAAAUUUUGACAGUUUUUUUUUUUUACAUUUUUACUGUUAAUCUAUAUAAAAAUAUUUCCAAAAAAAUUUCUUUUUUUUAAAUGAAAAGUACAAAAUUUUCUUUGAAUUUUAAUAUUUUUUUCUACAUAUCUAUUUUUUUUUUUUCAAAAAAGGUUAAUAUUUCUAGUUUGAAAAACGGGCAAAAAUUUUCCACUUUCAAAUUAUUUUAAAAUUGGAAAAUUUCUUAAUUUUUGAAUUUGUUUUUUUAUUAAUUUAUAUUGAGAAAAAAAGGAAUUAAAACAUUAUUUAAUAGUUAAAGAUUUUAAUUUGUAAUUUUUUUUUUUGAAAAAUUUGAAAAUUUCUUUGAAAGAAUUUUUACAUUGAGAACAGUGAUUUGACAAUUGGAAAAAAAUUAAUCAUUUUUAUAAGAAAUGAUUAAGAAUUAAAAUAAUUUGUACAAAAAAAAGAAAAAUUCUUUAAUAUUGAAAAAUGAGAAUAGAACAGAAUAUUGGAAUUUUUUUUUUUUAAUACUUUUGAAAUUGAAUUAUAUUAACGAAAUGUAAAUGUUACGUUUUAUAUUAUAAUUCAACGCUAGCAGGAAAAGAAAAAAAAAAGAAAAUUUAUAAUUAACAAAAGUGAUUUAGUGAUGUUGAGUUUACUUUAAUUAUAAAACGUUUUGAAAAAUAAAAAAAUAAAGGAUUCGAUAUUUUUUCGAAAAAA
Molecule: messenger RNA, 2604 nt
Organism: Leptopilina boulardi
Lineage: Eukaryota; Metazoa; Arthropoda; Insecta; Hymenoptera; Figitidae
Product: leucine-rich repeat-containing protein 47-like
Exons: 4
Coding region: 177-1778 (533 amino acids)
Biological process (GO): phenylalanyl-tRNA aminoacylation
Molecular function (GO): protein binding; RNA binding; phenylalanine-tRNA ligase activity
Source: RefSeq, a predicted model, not a curated record